AUGCCGAGGGUUGUGCUUCUUGCAUCAGCUCAUUUGCAUAACGUUGCCUUUCUCCAGCCCGAGGGUGGGAGGGAUGAUGAAGAAAUGAACUAUUUCUUUAGGCUGAAAUGUGAACAAUGUGGAUGGAUUUCUGAGAAUGAAGUAUGUGUUAACAUGGCCGUUCAAGAACAUGCCCCCGGGAGCAGCAGGAGAAACAGCCGUGUGAACUUAUCUCUAAAGUGUGAAGGGUGCGAGAGGCAGGGGACAAUAACACUAGUCCUCGGAAAUGGACGCCCGUUGAGGGUAGAUGAUUGUACAAAUGUGCCACUUAUGGUUUUUGAUUGCAACGGAACCUUCCCGGUGUACUACUCCUUCAACGGCGGAUGGUCGGCCGUUACGCAGAAGCUCAAGACUCCAAUGCAAGAGAGCUACAGUGGACUGUAA
Vitis vinifera (wine grape) is the source of this 423-nucleotide messenger RNA. RefSeq lists its product as uncharacterized. The record is from RefSeq and is a predicted model, not a curated record. NCBI's taxonomy places the organism in Eukaryota, Viridiplantae, Streptophyta, Magnoliopsida, Vitales, Vitaceae. The transcript is spliced from 4 exons. Gene Ontology annotation, molecular function: zinc ion binding. The coding region runs from base 1 to 423 and encodes 140 amino acids.